Molecule: messenger RNA, 1139 nt
Organism: Oryza sativa Japonica Group (Japanese rice)
Lineage: Eukaryota; Viridiplantae; Streptophyta; Magnoliopsida; Poales; Poaceae
Source: RefSeq, a predicted model, not a curated record
AAAAAAGUACAAGAUGCACCUUGAAAAUCACAUUCGCUACUAUCCAUCACUAACAUUUUUCCUAACAUAUUCCCUCGAAUAUAAGAUACUAACAGUAAUUAAAUUAUAAUCCACUAACUACUCAUUCCACAACUGCACAAGGAUCACUCAUCCUCUUGUGUCUAAAAAUAGCACAAGCUCCCAUGCAUGUCCAUUCCAUCUCCAAAAGUAACCACCACAAAAACCCAUGAGCUCAUCUCACUCUACCACUUGUCUACUCCGCAGCCCAAUAACCACCAUUGUUUUCUCAUCUCGACAUGCUAACAGCCUAAUACUGCUAUUAUUCGUCUCGCUUCCCAUAUAACCACAGGUAUAACCGCCACGAGAGAGCUCUCUCCCACUUCUUCCUUCCUGCGCGCCUCUCCAAACCACCAUGGGAGCGGGCACCACCACCACAACCACCACAGAGCUAACCGCGGCGCGCCACCCCGCCGCCAACGUCGUCUCCGGCGGCUCAUCGGGCUGCCUGCCGUCCUCGUGGCCUUCUCUGUCCGGCGCCGGCGGCACGGGCAGGCGGCGCGGCUCCGCCGUGGUCCGGAGCCUGCAGCUCGUGGUGCGCGACGUCAGCCCCGCCGCGGGGUGGUGCGGCCACCGCGCGUGGCGGCGGCUGCUCCGGCGCCUGGCGCAGGAGACGAGGUGCAUCUGCAGCUCGUCGUCCCCGUCGGGCGCCGCCUCCUCCAGGCCCAUCACGUUCGGCUACGACGCCGCCAGCUACGCCAAGAACUUCGACGACGGCCGCCGCCCCGCCGCGCACUACGCCGCGCUCGCGCCCGCGCCCGCCGCCGGCGCCGCCAAUGCCGCCGCCCAUGAGCCGGCCGGCCGCUGACUCGAUCGCCUUCAAUGCCUGUUUGAUCUCGACCGGGUCUUGUGGUUGCUGAAUGCUGAGCGAUGUGCAUUCCUUUUUCUUCACCUUCUUCUUCUUUUUUUCCUUUUCUCUCUCUUUUAUUUUUGUUCUCUUCUCUCUUGCACUCCAUUGUCGAUGAUAUUGGUUGUUGCAGCAGUGACUUGACCAAUAGUCGGUACGUAAUUUUGUAAUCUGUACAUAGCAAGGAGAUAACAUAAGUGGAAUUUAGCCGAAUUUGCAUGAUUCACAUUUUUCA